AUGCCUAAGGUUACGAGUUGUAACGCCAGCCUCUGUAACGCAUUGCAACAGUGGGCUCAACUCGCGAGAGAACGGGAGUUACAGGGUAACUGCAGCAGCAGCGACCCUGCAGUCCGCUCCAGCUGCAAGCCUAGCUCAUUCACGUCCUUAAAGAACGCGUUCGUAUGGCGGACAAAUCCAAGCGCGUCAGGAACUCAGCAAUUCCCGAGCGAUCCGCUCAAAGCCGACCCGCUACCAGAGGAAGAGGUGGAGAGGCAACAGUCGGGUGGCGUGGGGCAGAUCUGCACGGAGGGGUGGAAACGCGGCGUGCUGGCGCGACUGACGAGCAGCACGUACGUCCGACAGAUGCUGGCGGACAACCAGACUCGCAUGGAGAAUAUCACCGCCGGGAUUGACGCUGUGUGUGCGCGCGCGCGGGAGGUGGAGGACGGGCUGCUGGCGAGCAUUCGAAACGGCAGUGGCGCUGCCACGUCAGCAUGCAGUGACUGGCCUGAAGCGUGCUGGCCUGUGCCGCACAUGCCCUUCGCCAUGCUCUCUGACUUCCCCCGGCGCAAGUACCUGGUGUUCGCCAUGUCGGAGGAGCAGCUGAGCAACGCGCGCACGCACAUCAUAGAGGCGGCGCGCCUGGCUCAAAUGUCCAACCGCAUCCUCGUGCUGCCCAAGGCCAGUCGCAGCCACCUCUCCCUCGGCCGAUCUCUGCCCCUCUGCGCGUACUGGGACCUCACCAAGCUGGCCGCCACAGCAGAGUGGGUGUCGCCGCAGCUCUUCCUGCUGCUCGCCCGCGCUGCCCUUCCGAAGGCGUCCGUGGGAUUCAUGUGGGUGCAGUCGCCCUACCUCCAACGCACUGCCUUCCACUACGAAUUGGCAUCUGAGUUCCUGGGGCAGCUGCUACCAUUCGCCAUGGGCCAUGUGCCUCUGGAGGCCAACACGCUGGACGUCAAGAUGCCUGCUCGGGACGACACCAUGGCCCUCACACUCAAGGCGUGGAGCAGCAGGGACGUGGUGGUGUGGUUCAAGACAACGUGGGAGCGAGUCAAGUUUCAACCUCACACGGACGACAUUGCGCUGACCAUGCUGCCGUACCAAAAGAGCCUGCAUGCCAUGGCUGAGCGCCUGCUAGCUCGUCUGCCUCGCCCCCUCAUUGCCGUUCACUUCCGCUCCGAGUUCAUCGCGUUCAGAGUGCAAGAGGACAUGGUGAGUCAGGGAGGCAAGGCGAAUGCGAGCAUGGUGCAGCAGCGGCUGGACUGGUGUGUGGGGGAGGCAGAGCGCCUCAUCACCACCGUCCGUGACUCCCCCUCCCACUCCUCUGCCGGUGGCAACAGCACCACCCCCACUGGCAGCAGCAGCGGUGGCAACAGCAGCACGGCCACUGGCAGCGGGCCAUCGGUUUUCAUUGCAGCAGACGUGCCGUUCAAUGAGUCUGCCGCCCCGGCACGGUCCGACUCGUGGACGGAGAUGGUGCAGUGGUACGAUGGGGACUCGCGCGUGCUGCAGUCCUCCUCUGCUGCGCUGCACCGCCUGCGCGCGAAUGUUUCCGGGACCGUGAUGAUCGAUGAGAUCAUGCCCGAAGUGAACGAGCUCGACCCAGACCAGGCAGGUGAGAUGGUGCAGCGGUACGACGGGGACUCCUGCAUGCUGCAGCUGUCGGCUGCUGCGCUGCACCGCCUGAGAAGAAACGUGCACGGGACCUUCUUUACUCUGCAAGAUGAUUGGCGAGCUCAUGCCGGCAGUGAACGCGCUCGACCCAGGUGGGUGAAGGGCAGAUCUGAGACGCCCUGCUAA
This is a messenger RNA of Closterium sp. Naga37s-1, 1782 nucleotides long. NCBI's taxonomy places the organism in Eukaryota, Viridiplantae, Streptophyta, Zygnematophyceae, Desmidiales, Closteriaceae. The record is from the annotation of a GenBank genome assembly.